Messenger RNA from Necator americanus (New World hookworm), 360 nucleotides. RefSeq lists its product as uncharacterized. The record is from RefSeq and is a predicted model, not a curated record. Bases 1 to 360 code for a protein of 119 amino acids. The transcript has a single exon. Lineage: Eukaryota; Metazoa; Nematoda; Chromadorea; Rhabditida; Ancylostomatidae.
AUGGACAAUACAGACAUGCAAGGAAGUCAUGAUGUACAAGUCGGGCAGAAAAAGAAUGUAAAGUGCUUCAAUUGUGGAGGACCGUACUACAGAAGCGCAUGUCCGCUUCUCUCCUCCAACACUAGAGAGAAGAUGCGACAGAAACCAAGAAGACGAUCCUACCAUUGCAAGAGAGGCCAAGGCAAGAAAAUUGUCACCUUCGCCGCUGACAACGCUCAAAACUACCUCGAUGUCAAUAUCAAAGGACGUUCUCUACGCUUCCAGCUCGACCAAGCGCAGAUGUCACGUUGGUAUCACGUCGAAAGUGGAAGAAGCUCGGAUCUCCACUCUUGGAACCUUGUAUCAUGCCAAUCGAGAUAG